Messenger RNA from Myotis lucifugus (little brown bat), 273 nucleotides. Its product is annotated as parathyroid hormone-like. Gene Ontology annotation, cellular component: extracellular region. Gene Ontology annotation, biological process: cell-cell signaling; intracellular calcium ion homeostasis. NCBI's taxonomy places the organism in Eukaryota, Metazoa, Chordata, Mammalia, Chiroptera, Vespertilionidae. The transcript is spliced from 3 exons. Bases 1 to 273 code for a protein of 90 amino acids. Gene Ontology annotation, molecular function: parathyroid hormone receptor binding; hormone activity. The record is from RefSeq and is a predicted model, not a curated record.
AUGAUGUCUGCAAAAGUAAUGAUUGUUAAAGUAAUGAUCAUCAUGUUUGCAAUUUGUGUUUUUGCAAAAUCAGAUGGGAAACCCAUGAAAAGGAAAACUGUGGGUGAAAUAGAGCUUCUGUAUAAGCUGCGUAAACAUCUGCAAAAGUUGGAAAAGCAGGAGUGGCUACGGAAGUUGCUGCAGGAAGUGAUCCUCGGAGAGUCUACAGUUCGUAGGGAUGUUUCCAGGAGGGAGCAAUACCGCAUCCAAGUUACCCGACCGGCGGCCGACUGA